Molecule: messenger RNA, 1819 nt
Organism: Marchantia polymorpha subsp. ruderalis
Lineage: Eukaryota; Viridiplantae; Streptophyta; Marchantiopsida; Marchantiales; Marchantiaceae
Source: the annotation of a GenBank genome assembly
AUUUUGGCUCGCUUUCGGACAGAGAAUCAAAUUCGUGUUCGUGUCUUGAACCAGAGCAGCGGCGGAUUCAGGAGGUGGGACACAGAAUUCUGAUGUGAGGGCCGUGGGAAUCCAUGGCCGGUCAAGGAGCCAGUGUGCUGCUUAUGAGUGGCGGAUUGGAAAGUGCUACAAUUUUGUGGCAUUGGAAGCGUUCCGCGCGCCUGUUUCCUCUAUUCGUCAAUUAUGGGCAGAGAGGAGCGCAGAUGGAGGAGCGCGCUAGCGAGAAGCUCUGCAGCCAACUGGAAAUCGAGCUAUCUAAAUUUGACUUGAGCAAAGUAGGAGAUUCUUUUCGUGCUUUGCAGCACCCCACCCGUCUUCACGUUCCCGUACCCAACAGAAACCUGCUUCUUUUGGCGCUUGGAGCCAGCUAUGCAUCUCAGGUUGGAGCAGACACACUAGCCUUGACUCUGAAUAAAGACGACCUUGGGACUUAUUCAAGCUCCUCGCAAUCAUUUGUGAAUAGUUUCCGUGCCACUGCCGCCGUACUUGACCCACCUAUUGAAGUAGUUGCUCCUCUAAGCCACUUCACGAAAGCAGAGGUUGUACGAUUCGCAAACGACUUAGGCGUGCCUCUGUCUGAUACUUACAGCUGCAUGAUAGGUCGUGCCCAUCACUGUGGACGUUGCUCACAGUGCAAACUGAGACGAGAGGCGUUCUUGUCUGCUAGAGUGAGUGAACCUCCAGACUUUUACGAAUAAAAAUGACAGGACAGGAGAUUUCCGACAGGGAUUUCGUUCACGUUGUAAAACUUUCGGUUCUCGCGAGUGCACGCCCUUCUCGCUUUAGAGACUAGAGUGUUUGUCAACACAACCUUGUGUUCCUAAUGCAACCAAGUCUGUUGUUAUACUAUUCGUCGAAGAGGAAAUUUGGAAGUCUGAUGCAUGUAAAUUAGCCAACAGAAUCUAGAAACAUAAAGCUAUCACCAGACUUGUGUCGGAGGGUGGAUCUUUGCUGAGCAGGGAAGAGUAGAUGUGUUUAUUGUCGUACUUCCAUUUUCAUUCACUCCGGCAUGUGAAAAUUAUAUCAGACAAGCUUUUGAGAGACUCUUUUCGGCAAAACUAUUUCUGUUUAUUCAGAAGACAUUUGUAAGUACUAAUGAAUGGUUAGCUGUAUUGGGUAUGAAUGAUGGAGGUGGCCACGAAAGUGGCCAUCCAACCAUUCGCUCAACAAAUGAAACAUUUGAUCUCUCUACAAACGAAUGUUGGAGGCUUUAUGAUUGAGAACCGAACUUUCAUCCUGUGUCGUCGCGAGAAUGACAACAUUUUUUGCCGAGCUAACAGGGUCUACGCAUUUUUGUGUUUAGAGGAGGCUCUCGGUAAGUGCCAACGCUCUCCACGGCUUUCCUCACUGGCCUCCCACUUCCAGAGACCAGAGUGUUGUACACCCUCCUGGAGAAGUGUGGUGCUGAGGAUGAACUGGUGGAUUUUUGUAGCUCUGGGGCGACUAGGUUCACUUUAUUCGUUUUGAAGGGCUGUAGUCCCUUGGCAGAGGAAACGCUAAUUUCUGAGCUCCUGUUAGAGAGACUACAAGCAGUUGCAUCAUCCGUUCUACUACUAUUUGACUCGCUUGUAAGUAGACUUCUGGAAACGUUCUCACUAUGUGGGGAACUUGAGGUAGUGUUUGCUGAGUUGCAAGGAGAAUACUCUUCCUCGCAGACCUCCGCCAUAGGCUCAAGCCCAAUUAGAUCACUGUAUCUAUUGAUGUGUCUAAUCGAUCCAGGGGCGGGUUGGGUGUUGAGUUUUAGUUUAGGCACAGCUUCUUUCGAAACUACGACACGUCC